Messenger RNA from Penicillium chermesinum, 423 nucleotides. Its product is annotated as GFA family protein. Gene Ontology annotation, molecular function: carbon-sulfur lyase activity. The record is from RefSeq and is a predicted model, not a curated record. Lineage: Eukaryota; Fungi; Ascomycota; Eurotiomycetes; Eurotiales; Aspergillaceae. The transcript has 2 exons. Bases 1 to 423 code for a protein of 140 amino acids.
AUGGCCGAUAAGACCCUCAAAUCCACCUGCCACUGCGGUGCCAUCACGCUGAUCGUGCCUCGCCUGCCAGCGGAAAUCAACGAAUGUCAAUGUACGAUCUGUCGGCGAUACGCCGCCGCUUGGGCAUACUACAAGGUUGACGAGGUCAAGUUUGACAUCCGCGAAGGCGGGAAACUCUCCCAGUAUGUUUGGGGCGAUAAAGAGAAAUCCUUCAAUUUCUGUGCCCACUGCGGCUGUGUCUGUUAUCACUGGCCUUUUGAACAGAAGAACCCCGACGGCAGUGCAGCCGAGUUCGGCGUCAAUACAAGGAAUAUGGAUCCGAUGCAACUCUUACAUGUCAACCGCCGGAUUGACAACGCGUGGGUAUUCGCGCCCCUCAACAAUAAAACCAUGGCACAUGGGGAGGACCAGGCCCAGUACUGA